Fusarium odoratissimum NRRL 54006 is the source of this 1513-nucleotide messenger RNA. Its product is annotated as 3-oxoacyl-[acyl-carrier protein] reductase. NCBI's taxonomy places the organism in Eukaryota, Fungi, Ascomycota, Sordariomycetes, Hypocreales, Nectriaceae. The record is from RefSeq and is a predicted model, not a curated record. Gene Ontology annotation, molecular function: oxidoreductase activity, acting on the CH-OH group of donors, NAD or NADP as acceptor. The transcript is spliced from 6 exons. Bases 73 to 876 code for a protein of 267 amino acids.
AGAUCAUAAGACUUGAAAGUGUGCGUUUCAGAGUCAUUUUCUCAUGCGAUUUUGGACAAGUUAACCAUAAAUAUGUCUGAAAGAUCCAAUGCCCUCUUCCCAGGCGUGGCUUUGGUCACUGGCGCCGCAUCGGGUAUUGGACGUCAAGUCGCUAUAUCAUUUGCCAUAGAAGGGUGUCGGAGGCUCGCCCUGUUUGACAAAGACAGCACAGGUCUGAACGAUACCAAGGCGACCAUCAAAACUACGAGCCGAGAUGCAAAUCCAGAUGUGUUCAUCAGACACGUUGAUAACCUUGACACAUAUGAAGUUUCCAGAAACAUGGAACUUGCUAUCAAGCAUUUCGGGCGUAUUGACUAUGCCGUCAACUGUGCUGGAAUAUAUGGUCCGACAAAGCAGAGUCAUGAAGUCACCCCUGAAGAGUUCGAUCAUGUUAUAAAUACCAACUUUCGUGGUCUGUGGCUGUUUGCACGAGAAGAGCUAAAAUAUAUGACCAGUCAAGAUGUUGGAGUUACUCAUGAUGGACGGCCUGGGUUUAGAGGUUCUAUUGUCAAUGUUGGAAGCAACCUCGGCCUCGUGGGGAAACCAAAAACUCCGGUAUAUAGCGCCUCAAAGGCAGCUAUCAUUAGUUUGACGAGAAGUGAUGCUAUCGAUUAUGCCAAAGAUCAGAUUCGUGUUAACUGCGUCUGCCCUGGAGUUAUUGAAACUCCCAUGACGGCUAAUGUUCCGGAAGAUGACCCGGCCGUACAGACUGCCGUCAUGAAAAGAAAAGGGACUCCGCAGGAAGUAGCAGAUGCUGUUUUGUUCUUAUCAAGUCCCAAGGCUUCUUUCAUUCAGGGUGCUGCGUUGUCAGUUGAUGGGGGCUAUACUAUUAGUUAGGGACGUUAAAACAGAUGAUAAGAGCACAAUAAUGAACUGUAUUGGGGUAUCAAACUACUCUAUAAAAACUAAGAACAACACUUUUCCCCAGAUUAACGCCACGCCCUUGCUGGUAAUAACUCAAGACGCAGCUGGUGUGCUAGUAGAGUUGACCAUUUUGCUCUUCUUACGCCUAGGCUUGGGAGCAGUCGCUGAUUUGGGUGUUCUCUCCUUGCUCUCCUUCUUAUCAUCAACCUUUGUAUUGAUCGUCGGCGUAUUAAUACUCCUAAUGGGGCCAUCCGUCUUUGCAAUUUGUGGUGGUUUGCGGCCUGUUGUUGUGAGGUGGAACUCUCCUGGGCGACCUGUGAUAGGGUUCUCGUCGAUGUAUUCACCGCCGUACUUCAUGUGAAUCAUGAAAGACUCUUCUGCUAGUCUUUCCAGUGACUUCUCGUCAUCUUUCUGCGCGGCUGCUGUAGGGGCAGCUGGAACUUUGCUAGCUUCAUCUGAUACAGGCAUUGGGGUCGCCGCUGCAGAGGUAUGGAUCCUUGGCUUUGUUGAUAUCUUGGCUGAUGGGAGCUGGUAAAAGUUACCCAUAGAGGGACCCCAUUUUCUGACUGAUUCAGCAGUUGUCACAGCAUUGGUAACUUGCGAAGAUAUA